AUGGAACGAGGUUCGAUUAUACUUAAGUAUGCGGUAAGUCUUUCAAUUAUUGAGAAAAAUUAUUUUCCCCUUGUUAAAGCAACAACAAUGUCAGAUCUUAAAGCUAUCAGAAGUAUUACAAGUGCAACUUCUGCAGUCAUCUCCGAGAAUGGACGUGUCUUAGACAAGUUUGCAAAUGAAAAUCAGCAAGAUUUCUACCACAUUUCUUUAGAAGAAUUUCUUUACGAAGCAAAGCUUCAAAGAGAAUUGGAAAAAUCUGAAGACUGGGGUGAAGCAGCUCCAUCAGUUCCCAUGUUGGAGUUAUUCAAGGUGAAAGUUCUCGGAAAACAAUCUCACAGCUCUUCCUCCGCACCAAAUUCUCCAACCGGUUUGGAUGAUGAGAAGCACAACGGGUCAGAAGGUGAUGAUGACCUUAUAUCUGAACCUAUCAAUAGGAGUUUAGAAAAUGCCAAUAGAAUGGUGAGAACUGCUUCGUGGGGUUCAGUAUUUUAUUUGAUUACUACAGAUAUCCUUGGUCCUACAGCAGCUCCCUAUUCCGUUUCUCAGCUUGGAUAUGUUCCAGGUAGUUUAUUAUACUUCUUGUUCGGAAUUGCUGCUGCAUACACCGGGUUUCUCUUGUGGGGUCAAUUCUUAAGGCUCGACUCACAGAAAUAUCCAUUACAAUCCUUCGGUGAUGUGGUGGGACGUAUUUACGGUAAGUAUACCAGAUACGGUGUUGACUGUCUUCAAAUACUUCAAUUGCUUUGUAAUGUUGCAGUUAUUAUUCUUGGUAACGGGCAAGGUUUGUCACAAGUUGCAAAGGGUAAAGGAUGUUAUACUGUCUUAAUUUUAGUUUGGGCAAUUAUUGGUAUGAUUGUUGGCCAAAUUAAAUCAUUACAGAAGUUCGGAUUCUUGGCUAAUCUCGCAAUUUGGAUGAAUGUCUUCGUUAUCAUUGCCACUAUGGCAUGUGUCUCCAAUGAAUUACCCAACUACACAGCAGCCACUGGAACCACUGGUGUUUCUUACGGUGCAACAGUUACUCAUGUGAUUGUCAGCGGAGCUGGUGCAGAAGCAUUUCAGAAUCAAUUAACUGCGUGUAUGAAUAUUGUCUAUGCUUACGGUGGUGCUAUGGUCUUCAUUGAAUUUAUGUCUGAAAUGAAGAGACCUCGUGAUUUCAUUAAAGGAAUGGCAUGUGCUCAACUCUUUAUUUUCACCGUUUAUCUUCUUUUCGGUAUGAUUGUGUACCACUACCAAGGCCAAUUUGUUGUGAAUCCAGCAAAUCAAGGUAUCAGUCACUACGGAUGGCAAACUGCAACUAACAUUAUUAAUUUACUCUCUGCUAUUAUUGCAGCUGGUCUUUAUGGAAAUGUCGGUAUAAAGGUAUUCUAUACCACAUUUAUACAAAAAGUUUUCAAUGCUCCAAGUCUUAAUUCUAAGAAGGGUAGAUUCAUUUGGACUUUUCUUGUUAUUGUAUAUUGGGGUGUAGCAUUCGUUGUUGCAUCUGCUAUUCCACAAUUUUCAUACUUAACUGGUUUAGUCGGUGCUGUCUGUAUCUUGCAAUUCACUUAUACAUUUCCUCCUAUCAUGCAAUUUGGACUAGACUUACAAAUUGCCGCUAUGCAAGGAGAUGGACCUUAUGACCCAGUCAACAAAGUCGCCAACCGUGUUGACUCCUGGAGAAAUCUCUCGAGAUGGGUUCGUGCUUAUAAAGUAAACUGGUUUAAAAAUACUUGCCAUAUUAUGUUUUUCUUAGCAGCAUUAGCUACUGCUGGACUUGGUAUCUACUCUUCUGGGGAAGGCUUCGCCAAUUCUUUUGCUGACGGUGUGACUACCUCCUUCACUUGUAAUUCGCCUGUUGCGUAG
Messenger RNA from Dujonia railenensis, 1842 nucleotides. The record is from the annotation of a GenBank genome assembly. NCBI's taxonomy places the organism in Eukaryota, Fungi, Ascomycota, Pichiomycetes, Serinales, Debaryomycetaceae.